Messenger RNA from Camelina sativa (false flax), 2116 nucleotides. The record is from RefSeq and is a predicted model, not a curated record. Lineage: Eukaryota; Viridiplantae; Streptophyta; Magnoliopsida; Brassicales; Brassicaceae.
UCUUCAUCGUUGUGAUAUUACAGAAGAAGAAAAAUCAAAAACCAUCUCCGUCGGUCGAUUUUAAAUAAGACUCUGCUCUCCUCUCGGUAGUAUCGAGAGAUCGAAAAUGGUUGCUGUGCAGAAAGAGAAGGUUUGUGUUACCGGUGCCGGAGGUUUUCUGGGUUCGUGGGUCGUCGAUCUUCUCCUCUCUAGGGAUUACUUCGUCCAUGGCACUGUCAGAGACCCUGCAACGAUGAUGAUGGAUCCGACGAUGGUGGAUUAUCACUUACAGCUUCGUAGUGCUGGUCCGAAAACAGUGGUAUGGAUAUUAACUCGGCGAUUGAGUAAGUACGGUGGAGCAAUUCUCUGCCUUUGUCACAAUAGGACAUCGUCGAGUGGCCAAGUAUCCGGGAUGAUGGAUUUCUUCUUUCUUUUUUUUUUGCGUUUCCAGGUAGUGCUUUUGUGGGCUUAGAUAGUGCUUUCCAGGUAUGAUUACUUUAUAACAGUGAUUUGUGCAUAGGUUGUAUGAGCUUUGAUGAUAAAGCUAAGUCGAAUCUAGCUGUACUCAUGUCUGUGCUUCUGCAAAUUUCAUAGUCAAAGGUAAAUUCAAUAAAACCAAUACAAUCUUUUUUUUUUUUUUGAAAGAUAAAAUUCUUUUAUUGAUGAAGUUGUUGUUAGUACCAAGAAGCUUGUGAAAGCCACUAAGAAAUAAAUCGACAAGUGGAUAAAAUGAUGGAACAUUAGGAAAAUUUUAGCUUGUUGCAUUGCAGCUGCCAAGUAAUGUUAGUGUUGUUUCUAUGUUCUUUAAAUCAAGAAUGUAGGGGGAUAGGUAUAACGUUCAUAUCUGAUAUCCCUCAAGAAUCUGUGUCAUAGUAGGUUUUAGCUUCUCAAGAUUGUUAUGCUCGGUUGCUUGUAGCCCUUGUCCUAGGCCUUAGAUAACUUGGAUUUAGUUUUACGCUGCUUUUAAAUUCCAGAGUCGUACAUUAUCUGGUAAAAGUUAAAACAUAUUCACCUUCUUGGUUAGAUUGGGUGUUAAUAAAUACACAGUUUGCUUUAUAGUCCACUUUUUGUGCUCAUAUGUUUAUGUCUACUACACAGUCUAAUUAAGUCUAUAUGUCUGGAGGCAUUUCUGAAUUUAUUUUUGAAUGAUCAUCUCUUUGUUUGUGCUGUUUUAGAUCGGUUGUUGUAUGGAGACUAUAUGCGCUGGCUUUGUUACUAAAUUCUCCGGUGAUUUGAAUUGACACGUCGUUGUUGUGUGGGUUUAAGAGAUGGAUUUGGUUACCGGCCAAAACAAAUAUUUUCUUGUUAGAUACACAUGGUACACUUUUAAACUUACCUCUUCCAGCUUUUGUUCUCUCUCCGUGCUAAUAACUUUGUGCAUAAGGUUGACUGGUCGAGUCAAAAAGCUUAAGGAACAUCAUGUUACUGAUAUGUGGCUGAGAUACUUUAUUGUGAUGCAUGAAAGAUAUUCACUUAAAUGAAAAAGCUGAUGUGUUAUGCUUAUGAGAUCAUAAUGUUUGGAUCGGUUGGCAAUGUCGUCAUCUCUAUGUUUAUUUCAUCUUAGUUAGACGAGAACUUUCAGUAGAUUCAACGAAGUACAGUGGUAUGAAUGUCACAUGAGUGUUUCUUCUUUCACUGAUUUCUGCUAAGUCUAUAUGCAUUAGUUUUGGUAUAUUCUUAGAUUUUUUACGGACUCUUCGAAUAAUUUUUUUUGUUUUUGAAGGUUGGGCGACUGAUAAAUAUUAUGUUUGACAGAAAUAUGGAUUCUCAUGGUAUGAGUAAGAGAGAUAGACGUGGAAGGCAGAAGAAUUGGAGAAACAAAUCCAAUUAUAGGCCUGAGUCUGAGUUUUACACUUCUGACUCUUAUGGUUUUGAUGAUUUGUUGUUUCCCAUGAGUCCCAGGAGGUGGAAAGGCAGCAGAAGCUGUCGGACCCAAUGCCACACCUCAAAUGAUGAUUUCACUUACAGUGAUGAUGGACGGACUGGAAGAGUAAAAAGAAAAUUUCAUUUAAAGGAUUUUUCUGAGAAAAAACUCUAAGGAGUAUAAUGUAGCUCUUUUGGCAUUUGAUUACCAGAGUGUUCAUCUCCUGUUAAAUAGUCUAAUACUGUACUAAUAUUAUCAAAUACAUACUUCUCA